AUGGGCUCUCGGCUAUCCCAUCGAUCCUCGCUCUUAAAGUCAGCACAUCUGCUCGCUGCAGCACAGGUACCGGCCUCACUUGCCUCGGCAGCAGCUUUGGAAAUUGCUGCUCUUCGCAUGGCUACUGCGGCUCUACGUCCGCGUACUGUGGAACCGGAUGCCAGGCUGGCUUUGGGAAGUGUUCGUUGUCCCCCAAACCCGCAGUCCAGGGUAUCCAAAGACGGGACCUGCGGCGGGUACACCGGAUACACGUGCAAGGGCUCAGUCUUCGGAAACGGCUGCAGUCGGAACGGGUACUGUGGUAAGACGUCUGAGUACUGUGGUGCCGGCUGCAACUCCAAGUUUGGGACUUGCGGCGUGGUGGGUCGUCCUCGAAGCCUUGCAGCAGCUCCAAGGUCCGAUCUACUUCUUCGCGGGCGCCUUCUGCCUCGACGAAGCGCACUACUUCUUCGACGCGUGCUCCGUCUUCCUUCUCAUCCGUCUUCAUCCUCGACAAAAUGCACAGCCUCCUCAAUUCACUCCCUGCCGUCGUCGAUUGGGUCAUCGUCUUCAUCAGUUCGCUGUUUGUCAUCCUCAGCAUCUUCCUCGCUAAGCAGUACUUCGCCAGCUUCGAUUAGCGCAUCCUCUUCCGUCGCCAGCUCCGUCGUGUCAAGCAGCUCUUCCUCUAGCUGUUCUGUAUCCAGCAGUGCCUUAUCAUCCACCGUGAGCUCAUGCUCGCCAAUCACCGAUGUCACAAUCGAGACUGUUACUUCGACCACGAUCACCACGGAACAUGCCGACGUAGAUAUGGUGGGAAGCAUGCGAAGCUAG
This is a messenger RNA of Paraphaeosphaeria sporulosa, 810 nucleotides long. RefSeq lists its product as uncharacterized. The record is from RefSeq and is a predicted model, not a curated record. Lineage: Eukaryota; Fungi; Ascomycota; Dothideomycetes; Pleosporales; Didymosphaeriaceae. Gene Ontology annotation, molecular function: chitin binding. The coding region runs from base 1 to 810 and encodes 269 amino acids. The transcript has a single exon.